This is a messenger RNA of Olea europaea var. sylvestris, 2181 nucleotides long. RefSeq names its product ankyrin repeat-containing protein At5g02620-like. Gene Ontology annotation, cellular component: plasma membrane. The record is from RefSeq and is a predicted model, not a curated record. NCBI's taxonomy places the organism in Eukaryota, Viridiplantae, Streptophyta, Magnoliopsida, Lamiales, Oleaceae. Gene Ontology annotation, molecular function: protein phosphatase 1 binding; protein phosphatase regulator activity. The transcript has 4 exons. Bases 364 to 1971 code for a protein of 535 amino acids.
AAAUAAGUUAUUAUAAACCACCUUCUUAAUUUUUAUGGCCUCUCCAUUUUCGACCCCAUGCCAUCGCCUCUCUUUGUCGUGUCCUUUAUGACUGAUUGUUCAUUAUUCUCUGUCCCCAAGAAAAUUUAGAAGCAAAAACAGCUUUUUAUCUCUCAAUUUAGUCCAUGAAUCCUAAUAAGUAUCUCUGUUCAUUGAAGCCCAGGCUUGGCGAAAAUCAUGAUUGCUAAAUGUUGACUUACAACUUACUGAAGGUCCCAAAUGAAUCCAUUUUAUUGCAAUGGAAGAAUUUUGUACAAUUAAACAUUUAAUUAUUUUCUCAUAAGUGAAAUUCGAUCUGGGAUUCAUUUGAAAAGAGUACAUCAGAUGGAAGUUCCAGCAAAGAAGCAGAUGAAGAAGCAGUUAACAGGGAAAAGAGAUGAUACUGCAUUACAUUCAGCAGUAAGAGCAGGGAAUUUACAAGCGGUUGUGGAGAUUAUUACUAAUUGUGGGGAUGAAGAGUUGAAGGAAUUGUUGUCUAAGCAGAAUCAAUCAGGCGAAACCGCGCUUUAUGUUGCCGCAGAAAGUGGUCGGAUUGAUCUCGUGGAGGAGAUGAUAAAGUUCUAUGAUCUUGGAUCUGCUGGAAUCAAAGCUAAAAAUGGUUUCGAUGCGUUUCAUAUCGCUGCCAAACAGCGAGAACUGGGAGUAUUGAAGAUCCUAAUGGAGGCCAUCCCACAACUGUUGGCGACAGUGGAUCAAUCAAAUACGACAGCAUUGCACACUGCAGCAGCACAAGGCCACAUUGAGGUGGUUGAUUUCCUCUUGGAGAAUAACAGCAGUCUCGCUACCAUAGCGCGGAAUAAUGGGAAAACAGCUUUGCAUUCUUCGGCAAGAAAUGGCCAUUUUGAGGUGGUGAAGGCCAUUUUAAGCAAAGAACAACGCAUUGCUACAUGGAAUGAUAAGAAGGGACAGACUGCUCUUCAUAUGGCUGCUAAAGGGCACAGUACUGAAGUAAUUGAAGCACUUGUUGCAUCAGAUCCUGCUUUAGUUACAAUGGUUGAUGGAAAGGGCAAUACUGCAUUGCAUAUAGCGGCGAGAAAGGGUCGAGCACAGAUUGUCCGGACUCUAGUAAAACACAACGGGACUAAUAAAGAAGCCGUCAACAAGUCUGGUGAGACGGCCAUUGACACUGCUGAGAAAACCGGACAUUCAGAUAUUGCAACAAUUCUUCAAGAAUAUGGAGUUCAGAGUGCAAAAUACAUAAAAACACAACCAGCACCAAUUGCAGCAAGAGAACUAAAACAAACAGUAAGUGACAUAAAACACGAAGUUCAUGACCAGCUCGAGCACACACGACAAACUCGAAGACGGAUGCGAGGUAUAGCCAAAAGGCUUAACAAAAUGCAUGCAGAAGGGCUUAACAAUGCAAUUACCUCCACUACAGUUGUUGCAGUUCUUAUUGCUACAGUUGCAUUUGCCGCCAUUUUUACACUUCCGGGCCAGUAUGCUGAUGACCCUAAAAAAGUUCCCCCAGGAUUUUCUCAAGGAGAAGCAAAUAUUGCUCCAGACAUCGAAUUCACGAUCUUCUUCAUAUUUGACUCUCUUGCACUCUUUAUAUCAUUAGCGGUUGUUGUAGUGCAGACUUCUGUGGUAGUUGUAGAGAGGAAAGCGAAGAAGCAAAUGAUGGCUGUCAUUAACAAGCUAAUGUGGCUGGCUUGCGCGUUCAUAUCCGCAGCGUUUCUUGCACUGUGCUUCAUCAUUGUGGGGAAAAAUGAGAGAUGGUUGGCCAUUGGAGUGACCAUUAUAGGAACUUUGAUAAUGGCUACCACACUAGGAACAUUGUGUUACUGGGUGAUCAUGCACAGGAUUGAGGCUUCCAACUUGAGGAGCCUCCGAAGGUCUGCAAGAAAUAGUCGAUCACAAUCGUGGUCCGUGUCAGUGAUGACAGAUUCUGAGAUUCCUGAUGACGAGUAUAAGAAACUUUACGCUCUAUGAUUUAGUUAUUCCGGGCUCUCGAGAAAAUAGAGUCCAAUUCUCUUCUGAGGAGACACAGACUAGAUUGUCUGCUUAGUAUAUAUGAUUCUCAUCUUUUCUGCUUAUAGGAGAGGGCCGGUUUUUUGGCCAAGUAUUGUAGAUAAACUUGCAAGUAUUUCAGAUUUCAAAAUAACUCAUCAGAUUCCUAUAGACGAUAUUAUGAUUUUAGCA